ACUCCCACUGUGCAUAUAAAAACCUUUAAAGCCACUGGCAAAAACAGAUGUAAAGAAAAAAACUGAACUGAACGUAACGUUUUGGAUUAGAGGGAUGGAACUCUCUAGUUUUUUGGUGCUGGUUUUAGUCUUGGCUGUGUUGGUAUUGAUCAGAUGGAUAAGAAAGCCAAGUGGACGUUCUUUGCCCCCAGGGCCGCUGGCACUGCCACUGAUUGGAAACUUGCCAAUGAUUGACAAGCGUGCACCCUUUAAAAGCUUCAUGCAGUGGAGCAAAACCUAUGGGCCUGUGAUGACAGUGUACCUCGGGCCUCAAAGAAUGGUGGUUCUGGUUGGUUAUGAUACAGUGAAAGAGGCUCUAGUGGACCAGGCAGAUGACUUUGCUCCCAGAGGCCCCAUUCCCUUUCUAAACAGAGUUGUGAAAGGCUAUGGUCUGAUCGUCAGUAAUGGUGAACGCUGGCGUCAACUGAGGCGGUUCACUCUCACCACACUGAGGGAUUUUGGAAUGGGCCGUAAGAGAAUGGAACGGUGGAUUCAAGAAGAGAGCAAGCAUUUGCUGAAAAGUUUUGAAGAAACCAGAUCUAAACCAGUCGACCCAGUCUUCUUCAUGAGCCGGGCUGUGUCCAACGUGAUCUGUUCUUUGGUGUUUGGGCAGCGCUUUGAUUAUGAUGACAAAAGCUUCCUGCACUUGCUCCAGAUCAUCUCCAGACUUGUGCGCUUUGUCAGCAGCCCUUGGGGCCAGCUGUGCAACAUCUUCCCUCGACUAAUGGAGCACUUGCCAGGAAGUCAUAACACCAUCUUAAGAGAGAUUGACGACAUCAGAACCUUCAUUAUGAAUAAGGUUAAGGAGCAUGAGCAGAAUCUAGACGUCAAUGACCCAAAGGAUUUUAUUGACUGCUUCCUUAACAGAUUCAAUCAGGAAAAAGACAAUCUUGACACAGAAUUCCACAAAAAUAACUUGAUGGCGACUGUUUUAAAUCUGUUUGUAGCUGGGACGGAGACCACCAGCACAACUCUCAGAUAUGCCCUGAUGCUGCUGAUCAAACACCCCCACAUACAGGGGCAAAUGCAAAGGGAGAUUGACAGAGUUAUUGGAAGGAACAGGGUCCCUACAAUGGAAGACAAGAAGUCCCUCCCCUUUACUGAUGCUGUGAUUCAUGAAGUACAACGUUUUCUGGACAUUGUCCCACUAAAUAUUCCCCAUUAUGCCAUGAAAGAUAUCACAUUCAGAGGUUAUGUAAUUCCAAAGGAUACAGUGAUUAUUCCCAUGUUGCACUCUGUUCUACGAGAUGAGGUACAGUGGGAAACCCCUUGGACAUUUAACCCAGAGCACUUUCUGGAUGCCAACGGCAACUUUAAAAAGAAUCCAGCCUUUAUCCCCUUUUCUGCAGGUAAACGCUCUUGUGUGGGUGAGUCUCUGGCUCGUAUGGAGCUCUUUCUGUUCAUCGUGUCUCUGCUUCAGAGGUUCAGCUUCAGUAGUCCACAGGGUCCAGAUGGCAUAGACCCCAGUCCUGAACUCAGCAGCUUUGCCAACAUGCCUCGAUUCUAUAAGCUCAUUGCCUCCCCCCGCUGAACAACAUGGAUAAAUAGCUCAGCAGUCAACACCAGGAUGAAUUACUAGAAAAGGCAUUUGGAAUUUCAAAGGGGGAACAUUUGUCAAUUUACCCUAACAUUUACUGUAAUAUUGCUGAUAUUCUGAUAUUUCUGUUUUCUGUUUUUCUUCAACAUCACCAAAUAAAAAUGUAUCAUCAUAUGAAAAAUAAAUACCACAAACAAUUGUGUGUAGUUUUGAA
This is a messenger RNA of Pimephales promelas (fathead minnow), 1790 nucleotides long. The record is from RefSeq and is a predicted model, not a curated record. NCBI's taxonomy places the organism in Eukaryota, Metazoa, Chordata, Actinopteri, Cypriniformes, Leuciscidae.